This is a messenger RNA of Cyprinodon variegatus (sheepshead minnow), 1611 nucleotides long. RefSeq names its product germ cell-specific gene 1-like protein. Gene Ontology annotation, cellular component: plasma membrane. The record is from RefSeq and is a predicted model, not a curated record. Bases 240 to 1154 code for a protein of 304 amino acids. NCBI's taxonomy places the organism in Eukaryota, Metazoa, Chordata, Actinopteri, Cyprinodontiformes, Cyprinodontidae. The transcript is spliced from 5 exons.
GUGUGUAGGUGGGAGUGGGUGUGUGGGAUACAUAUGAGAGAAACUGCGCUGGAAGAGCAGCAGAUGUGAUGGUCGAUCCGAUGGAAGCAGACAUUAAUUAGCGGAGGGGACGUUAACGGGAAUAACGGGAUUAUGAGGAUUUGAGAGGAAGUCGCCUGAAUCCGGUGUCACACACAGUGGGAGGUGGGUGAGGAUUAAGUUCCAGGAGCCCUCACUCCUCUAACUGCGCUCCGACUGUCAUGGGGAUCGACCGGCGGCGCAGAGCCUCCCUGGCUCUCACCUUGAACUUCCUGGCCCUGUUGCUCGCCGUGUCGGCUCUCACCACCAGCUACUGGUGCGAGGGGACGCGGAAGGUGGUGAAGCCAUUCUGCACCGGUCCGGUCACCACCAAGCAGGCGUUUUGCAUCAUGUUCAACAGCUCCAACAUCAACGACACGCGUCUGGUGCAAUACAUCUGGGAGACCGGGGAGGACAAGUAUGUGAUGAGGAGGUUUCACACCGGCAUCUGGUUCUCCUGCGAGCAGAACAUCAACAUGACAGGUGAAAAAUGCCGAAGUUUCAUUUAUGUGGCACCGGCAAAUGAAAGAGGUGUUCUGUGGUUGUGCAUCGUGGCAGAGUGCCUGUACAUUCUGCUGCUGGCCACCGGAGGUAUCCUCAUGUCUUUAGAAGUGUGUCACAUUGGGAAUGUCAUUGACGGACUGAAGCUCAAUGCCUUUGCUGCCAUAUUCACUGUUCUCUCAGGUCUCUUAGGUAUGGUGGCCCACAUGAUGUUCACCACAGCCUUCCAGCUGACUGUGAGUCUGGGUCCCGAGAACUGGAAACCUCAGACGUGGGACUACAGCUGGUCGUACAUAUUGGCGUGGAGCUCUUUCACAGCCUGCAUGGCCUCCUCUGUUACAACCAUCAACCGCUACACCAAAACCAUCCUGGAGUUCAAGCACAAGCGCAGGAACAUUGAGAAGAACCUGAAGAUCAAGCAGAAGCUCCUGGAGCUGGAUUCUCCGGAGCAGGUGUGGGACAUGUACAUCAGCUCUGUCCCGAGCACCGCUGAAGAGCUGCUGGACCUGUCGACGAACGGCCGCAAACUGUCCAACGCCUCCAUUUUCCUGGACCUCAACGACCUGCCCGACCCGCAGGGAGAGGAGUAUUGCUAGAGGAGCAUUUGGAAACAAGGAUGCUGUGUCCUGUGUGCUACAGUGUAAAUACAGGAAGAAUCCUGCUGAAAGCUUUAUACUUUCGUUUUCAUCAUCCGUCUUUAUUAACUUCCUGAUGUGGUUUGCUCUCCAGGAGCUCUUAAGAUGUAAAGUAGGAUUUUUAUUUUACAGAUUUAAAUCAGGAUUCAACCGGAAGAAUUUUAGAGCUAAUUCAAGGUUGGACCCGCCGUGGGAGCAACUGAUUGAUGAGGAUUUCACCAGCAUUGCACAUCAAGAUUAAACCAUCAGCUCUAAUUGAAAGCUGUCUUUUCUCAUGUAUACCACACAUUUAACAGUACAGUUCUGAAACAAGAUCUUUAUAGACCGUCUCCUGGAUUGGACGGACAUAUUUGUUGUGUUGUUUAAGUUUUUUUUUUUUUUUGUUAUUGAUCAAAUUUUACAUGAAUUUUUUAUUUAA